Molecule: messenger RNA, 1632 nt
Organism: Lemur catta (Ring-tailed lemur)
Lineage: Eukaryota; Metazoa; Chordata; Mammalia; Primates; Lemuridae
Gene: UCN2
Product: urocortin 2
Exons: 2
Coding region: 305-634 (109 amino acids)
Biological process (GO): cellular response to nutrient levels; adenylate cyclase-activating G protein-coupled receptor signaling pathway; hormone-mediated signaling pathway
Cellular component (GO): extracellular region
Molecular function (GO): hormone activity; corticotropin-releasing hormone receptor 2 binding
Source: RefSeq, a predicted model, not a curated record
CCUUUGCCCAGCCCUGGUCACUGUCUUGUGAUCCUCUGUCCCCAACUUGUUCCCAGAAAGGAGCAGAUAGGGUGGGGGCUGAGGAUGUGUUCUCACUGCCCCCCGGGAGGGGAUGAGUCAUAAGUUGGGGGCUACCUCAUGCCGGGAAACAUGCCCUGCUUCCCACCGCAGGGGGCUGAGGGAGAUAAAUGGGCCCUGAAGUGGGGCAGAGGGUCAGACUACAGGACAGCACUGCCUGGCCCAGCCCCAGGCAUCCACGGCGGCCCGACUAACCCCAAGAAAGCUGGUGGCGCCUGACCACACGAUGACCAGGUGGGCUCUGCUGGUGCUGAUGGUCCUGAUGUUGGGCAGGGUCCUGGUUGUCCCAGCGACCCCUGUCCCAGCCUUCCAGCUCCUCACUCAGAACUAUCCCCAGACCACUCUUUGGCCUGUGGCCUCAGAGAGCCCCUCAGCUACCACCUCAGCUACCCGGGGCCAACCCAGCCUUGGUCCCCGCCCUGGCCCAUGCAUCACCCUUUCACUGGACGUCCCCAUCGGCCUCCUGCAGAUUCUACUGGAGCAAGCUCGGGCCAGCAUGGCCAGGGAGCGGGCUGCCACCAACGCCCGCAUCCUGGCCCAUGUUGGCCGCCGCUAAGCCCGAGGGAGGGGCCACAGUGAUGGGGCCACUGGAUGGAAAGACCUGGAGGACAGCAGCAGAGCUGGAUGGUAUUACAUCUGGGCAGGGUGCGUCUGGACACUGUCACAUGGGCCUGCUGCCGUGUGGUGUCAUAUCACAUCUGAGUGCCCUACAGAGUCACAGCAUGUCUGGACAGCUGGACAUUGCUAUGUCAGGUCACUGCCACAGGGAGUCUUGCCACACCUGUGUGCCUCACAGACUUACAGUAUGUCUGGACAGCUUGGACACUACCAGAUGAGGUCACUACCAUUCGGAGUCUUGCUACGUCUGGGUGCCCCACAGUCACCGAGCAGCCGGAUGCCACCACACGUGGUCGUCAUCGUGUGACUUUCAGGAGCCUCAACAAAGGAGCCCAACACUGCAUCUGAGACCAGUCCCACAGGCCUGCCCCCCCAGUGGCCACCACACAGGGAAGUGUCGGCUAAGGGUCACGUGCAUGAUCUGUGCUCCAUGAGGCAGCACCUGCCCCAGAUAGAUGGGGCUGUCAGGGGCAUCUCCAGGCACAAAUGGCCAUGCAUGGGAAGUCUGUGACCACGGCAGCCUUACCCUGUGGGUGUGUGCACGCAUGUGUGGCCAAGUGUGCCUCUUACACGUCUCUGAGAGCUGUGAGUGUGUGUGAGCAAGGUGUGGUGUGUGUGGGGGCUGGGAGGAGUGGGUGCUUGUGCCCCCAACCUGCACAAAGCGUGCACAACUCACAGCUGGGCACUGUCCUACCUGCACCCCUGCACACCCAGCCUCAGCGCCUGGACACACGUGGCUCAGAGGCUCCAACCCAACUCUGCCCCUUCCUCACCAAAGUGUCCUGAGCAAAGGGGUUCACCUUUCUGAGCCUCAGUUUCCUCAUCGGUAAAGCAAAGCGAUGCCACCAAGCUUCUUGUGAGCAUUGUGUACGUGGUGUGCUUGAAGCUCUGGCAUGCAUGAAGCUCUGGCGUGCAGGAGGUGUUCAAUAAAUGUAA